Moneuplotes crassus is the source of this 938-nucleotide messenger RNA. The record is from the annotation of a GenBank genome assembly. Lineage: Eukaryota; Ciliophora; Spirotrichea; Euplotida; Euplotidae.
AUAAAUUAUAUAAAGAUAUGAACCCCUUUCACGAGCAAAAUUUCAGUAAAGUUUCUAAAUUAGAGACUCCUGAGCAUGCCUCGGAAGGUGAGAAUGAUAAGAAAACGCCAACAUUUCUAAACUCCUUCCUUGAUAUAAAAGUAGGUAAUCUUGGGGAUACAGGAGCUUCAGGCCUUAUGGGUGACAUUCAGACACACGGCACUGAUUCCAACUCAUUAUUCGUAGAUGAUCCUCCAAAGCUAAUUGACACUGAAAAUAUCUUACUAGAAGAAACAGAGACUCUUCCAGGCUUGGCUCCUCCUAGAGAUAGGAAAUCAAAAUCAUGAAUCAAGAAGCCCAAGAAGCCCAAGAAGAAGGCUAGGACGAACAAGAAGAAAUAAGAAAUCUCAGAGAGAUCAGCUAGGGAACGACUUUGAAGGCUACACUCCUACUACCACUUUCACUCAUUUAAAUCCAUGCCUGAUUCCUGAAACCCACCAGCUUUGUAAGGAACUUUCUGAAAGAAUGGGCAAUGAUGAACAAGGUAUAUCCAACAGCGAGUUUGUCGAGAUCAUUUGUGAGAGACUCGGCGAGUCUAAUAGACAAAGAACUGAAAGCCAUGACUCUCAGCGUAAAUUCAUGAAUUACAAAUUUGUCAAGCUAUUAAAAAUAAUAGUGAAGCAUGUAGGCAAGAAGAUCGUGCUUGUCCUCUUAAAAGAGACUGCAACUGUACAGGAAGGAGGUGGAAUGAAGGUAAAAGAUAAGUCAGAAGCUAGAAAUAAGACACCUGGAGGUGUCUUCAUUUACUUAUUAAAGAAUAGUUCCUCAGUGAGUGACGAAGUGAAGAAGCAAAUCUUCCAGGAGGAAAGGAAAGCAAGGAGGCAGGAGAAAGCUCUCUCAAAGAAGCUUGAAGGGCUUGCUCUUCUCUAGAGGAUAUCUUCAUCACAUAUCCUUUUGUA